This is a messenger RNA of Erythranthe guttata (spotted monkey flower), 2322 nucleotides long. Its product is annotated as protein DETOXIFICATION 33. The record is from RefSeq and is a predicted model, not a curated record. Gene Ontology annotation, biological process: xenobiotic detoxification by transmembrane export across the plasma membrane. Gene Ontology annotation, cellular component: membrane. Lineage: Eukaryota; Viridiplantae; Streptophyta; Magnoliopsida; Lamiales; Phrymaceae. Gene Ontology annotation, molecular function: xenobiotic transmembrane transporter activity; antiporter activity.
CCAACCAUAAAAAUAAACCAUAAAUCGUGAUAAACAUUUCCAAUAAUGGGGAAAACACGAUUUUAAGAAACCAAUUAUCCAUUUUUUUUUAAUUGCAAGACUGACGAUUAGUGCCACUAUUUUCAAAACCAAUAAUUAAGGUCCUAGCUGUAGAAAAAAUCACAAACAUCAUCAUGUAUUUACGGCAAGAAAACAUUAAUAAUAUCAGAACAAAAACAAAAAUACCAAAAUUCAACAAUUCAAAAAAAAAAAAAAAAAAAUUGAAAAAAAAAUCGGUGCCAGCCAACUAAUCACUACCUAAUGAUUCGUAGUAUAUAAUGCCAUUUGUCCCUUCCCAGAAAAAAAAAAUUCCCUGCCAAAAAAGUCAAGUGUGACAUUGCCAUAUUUGUACAGUGUUCUUGAUACAACAAAUAUAUACAUACAUACAUACAUACAGACACUAUGAAACAGAACAAAGAAAGCCAGCAUUUGCUGCAGAAAAUGGAGCCCAAAUCAUCAACCUUUGAAAUCGAACAAGUACACCAAGAACACGAGAAAACGUGCUCAAGAACAUGGGAAGAAUCGAAGAAGCUGUGGGAAAUCGCGUUACCAGCAAUUCUCACAAUCGUCACUCAAUUCUCAAUCGGAUUCGUCACCGUUGCAUUCGUCGGCCAUCUCGGAGAAGUUGAACUCGCUGCCGUUUCCGUUGUGCAGAAUGUGCUCGAGGGAUUCGUCUUCGGCAUAAUGCUAGGAAUGGGAAGCGCACUCGAAACACUCUGCGGGCAAGCAGUGGGCGCAGGCCAGUACGAUAUGCUCGGAAUCUACACGCAGAGAUCGUGCGUUAUCACUCUCGCCACAUCGUUGUUGCUAUUGCCACUCUACAUCUUCACUACGCCGAUACUAAAUCUCCUCCGUCAGGACAAGAAAAUCUCCGAAAUGGCCGGGAAGUACGCUCUUUGGGUUGUUCCUCAGUUGUUCGCCUACGCGCUGAAUUUCCCGGUGCAGAAGUUUCUACAAGCGCAGAGCAAAAUAUGGGUUAUGACUAGUAUAUCUAUAUUUGUUUUGGGAUUUCAUGUUCUUUUGAAUUGGAUACUUGUGGUGAAAUUCGAGAAAGGUCUUCUCGGUGCUGCUAUAGCUGAGAAUAUAUCAUGGUGGCUUGUGGUUAUAGGGCAGAUUAUUUACGUGGUUUCGGGUUUUUUUCCGGAAUCUUGGACUGGAUUUUCUUUAUUGGCUUUUAAAUCGCUUUAUAGUUUCGUGAAGUUGUCGCUUGCUUCGGCUAUUAUGCUUUGUUUGGAGUUAUGGUAUUAUACUUUGGUGAUACUUAUGGUUGGUUGGUUAAAGAAUCCAGAAAUUGCUGUGGAUGCGAUUUCGAUUUGUAUGAAUUUGGAGCUUUGGACUUUAAUGAUUGCGUUGGGGUUCAAUGCUGCAAUCAGUGUUCGUGUUUCGAAUGAACUUGGAGCUAAUAAUCCGAAAGCCGCGAAAUUCUCAGUACUAGUAACUGUGGUUACAUCACUUAUUUUCGGAGUUAUAUUCACUGCAGCAAUUCUUGCAACUCGGGACUAUUUUCCGAUAUUAUUUUCCAAUAAAGACGAAGUCAUAAAAGAAACCUCCAAAUUGGGAUAUUUCUUAGCAGCAACAAUAUUCCUCAACAGCGUUCAACCAGUACUCCACGGGGUGGCAGUAGGGGCAGGAUGGCAAUUAUCUGUAGCAUUAAUAAACAUCGGGUGUUAUUACAUUUUUGGCCUUCCGUUUGGUGCAUUGCUCGGUUAUAAACUUGAUCUUGGUGUUAAAGGGAUUUGGUUAGGGAUGUUAGCUGGUUGUUUACUACAAACGGUGAUAUUAACUAUCUUUGUGCUUCGAGCUAAUUGGAGUGAAGAGGCUUUGCUGGCGGAGGAGAGGGUGAAUACUUACGGUGCAACACCAUUGCCUCGAGAUGAGAGUGCAGAAAAUGGAAUUAUUUCAGACAAUCAAGAUUCAAGUAUUAAGAAAAUCGAGUACCGUUAAACGGUAAAACUUGUCUACGAGUUCGAUUCUUUGUAUAUUAGAGAUCUAUUCAUACUAGAUUUUGGUUAGGGGUAGAAGUUAGAACAUAUUUUUGAAUUUAAAAUUAUUUAUUGGCAGUCGGUGAAAACUACACCGGGUGUUUUUUUACUGUUGGUCUAUACACACCAAUGUGGGUGUGUGGGUGUUUGUGUGUAUAUGAAUGGUAAAGAUCUACCCGGUGUAUCUCACCCGAUGUAUCAUAGAAUAGACCGGAAAAUAAUAUACAAUGACGAGUCAGCAUCUUGGCCAGUUUCAAUAAUUUACAUAAUAUUUAUUGAAAUUUAAUUUUACAGGCCUAAA